This is a messenger RNA of Linnemannia hyalina, 669 nucleotides long. NCBI's taxonomy places the organism in Eukaryota, Fungi, Mortierellomycota, Mortierellomycetes, Mortierellales, Mortierellaceae. The record is from the annotation of a GenBank genome assembly.
AUGUUCAAGAAUACCUUUCAGUCCGGCUUUCUCUCAGUCUUUUACAGCCUUGGAUCGGAUCCGCUGCAGCUAUGGGCAAAGCGUGUCGGCCCACCACCAACUUCAACAUCAAAGUCGCAAUCAAGUUCUAACGACGAAGACUCGUCCACCACACCACCGCCAGAACAACAACAAGAGCCACAUGUUGACUUCGUCGUAGACGACACACUAAACUCGCAAGUUCUGGAGAUCCUGUCGACCCAUUUGCCCACAACGUUCAUCACAACGCCAUCCCUCGCCACCAGGACCCUAGGCAUCAAGCUACCAUUCCUUGUCUUCCUGGUCAAGAAUCUGGGCAAAUACUUGAGUUUCGAGGUUACAGUUCUGGAUGACCGCGGCGAAAAACGGCGGUUCAGGGCAUCCAACUUCCAGGUCGGGAAAACUAUGUCCAACCUUUUAGUGAAGCCGUAUAUCACGACGAUGCCAUUGAGGAUGGACCCGGGAUGGAACCAGAUUCAGCUCAACCUGGCUGACUAUGUCAAGCGCGCAUAUGGGACUGCAUAUGUGGAGACGCAGCGGAUCACGAUCCAUGCGAGCUGCAGGAUACGCCGGAUCUACUUUUCAGACCGCCUGGUUCCUGAGAACGAGCUCCCGGCUGAGUUCAAGCUGUACUUGCCAGUUACGAAGUGA